AUGUCCUCAUCAGACCAAUUACAUUCUUCUGCUAUCCAUUUGAAUUCUCAUCCCCUCACAAGCAAUUUCUUGUCUUCAACUUGGACUUCUAGAUGUAGGAGCAAAUUACAUCUAAUUCUACUGGACUUCAAGCAUUCAAAUGACUCAUCAACCAUUUCUGAACUUCCGGGAACACUCAACAAUUCAUUUAGUGGAGCGUAUCCUGAGAGUGCUGAGGAGGCCACAUACUUGCUGGAGAUGGUGCAGGCAGAUCUGGAAGUUCGAUGUAUUGAAAGGGAACUUGCUGAUCGGCUCCUCUUCCAGCUUCAGGUCCAUACACAUUAUUGGCAGCUCAAGGCAAAGAAAGCACAAAAACAAUUUGGACAUGCGGAAAUGAAUGUAGGUCAAGGUAGAGCUGCACUUCAGUCACUAGUCCAGGACAAUAAGGAAGCAUACCAUGCACUGUCAAAGCAAGAACAGGACGACCUCCUAAAGGAGUUCGUGGAGCACAGAGAUACCAAAACUACUGGUGCUAGGAAGAAUCAUCAGCAGCUCAUCUCUGACACACUCACCUCAAUCCGGAAGCUCAUUAAUGUCAAACUCCAAGAGAUCACUGGUGAGCCUCAUGUCACAAUGCAAUGGACACACUACUUUCAUAAUGUGGUUCAAUGUUAUCAGAUUGUGAUCAAAGGGUGGCUGGACAACAUUAAUUUCACAAACCUUAGCAACGUGUCCAGUGCACUUCUGGAACUCCAAAUGCUAGAGCAGUGGUGGAAAUUGAGUGCUACAAAAUGGGUUACUAUAGAUGACGAUGAACUCGAAAGACUUCAUCUGGAGUGUGAUGAGCAGCUUGAGAGGGCAUCUCAGAAGGUAACUACUUGUUGGCGCAGGAAGCAUAAAAGUGCAGAAUUUAUCGAGAGCAGUGACAAAGAAGAUGAGCCUGACCAGCCCCCAUCUUCCCCAGCUAGUCCUGUGGCACAGUCUACUGUUGUUGGUUCAGUAGACGAGUCAAGACCAAGUACAAAUGACCCCCCUCAGUUCAACUUCAACACCGAGUCCACACCAAGUAUCAACAAGCCUACUUAA
Messenger RNA from Suillus fuscotomentosus, 1065 nucleotides. RefSeq lists its product as uncharacterized. The record is from RefSeq and is a predicted model, not a curated record. The coding region runs from base 1 to 1065 and encodes 354 amino acids. The transcript has 6 exons. Lineage: Eukaryota; Fungi; Basidiomycota; Agaricomycetes; Boletales; Suillaceae.